AUGGCCUUUGUCAAAGCCCAGAAGUCGAAAGCUUACUUUAAGCGUUACCAGGUCAAAUUCAAGAGAAGGAGAGAGGGGAAGACCGACUAUCGUGCUAGGGUCCGUUUGAUCAAUCAGGACAAAAACAAGUACAACACUCCUAAGUAUCGUUUCGUUGUGCGAUUCACCAACAAGGACAUUGUCGCACAAAUUGUCUCUGCUACCAUUGCUGGUGACAUGGUUCUUGCUUCUGCUUAUGCACAUGAAUUGCCUCGUUAUGGCCUUGACCUUGGCCUAACAAACUAUGCUGCAGCCUACUGCACUGGACUUCUGUUGGCUCGUCGUGUUCUCAAGAAACUUGAAAUGGACGGAGAGUAUGAAGGAAAUGUUGAGGCUACUGGUGAGGAUUACUCUGUUGAACCAGCUGAAAGCAGAAGGCCUUUCCGUGCUCUUUUGGAUGUUGGUCUCAUCCAGACAACUACUGGCAACCGAGUUUUUGGUGCACUCAAGGGUGCAUUGGAUGGUGGACUUGACAUUCCUCAUGGUGAGAAGAGGUUUGCUGGAUUUGACAAGGACUCUAAACAGCUUGACCCUGAGACCCACCGCAAGUACAUCUAUGGUGGCCAUGUCUCCGCAUACAUGAAAGCACUGGAAGAAGAUGAGCCAGAGAGGUUCCAGUCUCACUUUAGUAGGUACCUCAAAAAGGGUCUUUCUGCUGACGAUAUUGAGGCACUGUACAAAAAAGUUCAUGCAGCCAUUCGUGCUGAUCCCAGUGAAAAGAAAUCUGAGAAGAAGCCUGCGACAGAACACAAAAGGUACAACCUUAAGAAGUUAACUUAUGAGGAAAGGAGGGCUAGGUUGAUAGAGAGGUUGAAUGCAUUGAAUGCAGCUACCAAUGAGGACCAGGAUGAUGAUGAGGAUGAUGAGUAG
Messenger RNA from Oldenlandia corymbosa var. corymbosa, 909 nucleotides. Lineage: Eukaryota; Viridiplantae; Streptophyta; Magnoliopsida; Gentianales; Rubiaceae. The record is from the annotation of a GenBank genome assembly.